Molecule: messenger RNA, 2330 nt
Organism: Musa acuminata AAA Group (dessert banana)
Lineage: Eukaryota; Viridiplantae; Streptophyta; Magnoliopsida; Zingiberales; Musaceae
Product: probable protein phosphatase 2C 52
Exons: 10
Coding region: 1232-2107 (291 amino acids)
Biological process (GO): peptidyl-threonine dephosphorylation
Molecular function (GO): protein serine/threonine phosphatase activity; cation binding
Source: RefSeq, a predicted model, not a curated record
CCUCUCUCUCUCUCUCUCUCUCUCUCUCUCUCUCAACUCUCUCCAAUCAUUUCGAGCGAGCACCGCCACGUCCAUUGAUCGAUUCCCCCCACCCUCAUCUAUUUACGGGGUUUUCUCGGAUCGCCGCCGCCCAUGCCGGAUUCCCGAUCGCUUAUCCUGAUAGUCUCCUGCUGCGCCACGAUCUCCGCGACCGCGGCCCCCUUGUGCGCUUGCUGAUCUCCCUGUCGGCCUCCGAUCAGAACGUUCGACGCGCCCUCCUCGGCAAGCAAGUUAGAUAGAUGGUAGGUGAUGGCGGCAUAACCGACUUUGUCGAUCGCGCAAAGAAGGCAGCGGAUUCUUUUUUCAAGGGAAGGAGGCAGAUCGAAGGCUGGGGUUGUGCUGGAAGUAAGAAGGUUGACUUGAGGUGUCUAAGAAGCACCGGCCACCUGGAGCGGUUGUAAAGAUGAUGCUGGAUUCUGGUCCGGCUGCGCAGCCUGGAACUGCCGCUAAUGCAUCACCCGAGAAGGAUCGGGCAGGCAAUGGUGACUAUGCCUGUGGAGGAUGGAAAAGUAAAUGCUCAAAUGCUCAGCCUCUUCUACAAUACAUUCGCGUGUCAAUUUCUUUUGGGAACAUCUCAUACUUGCAACAUGGUAGGAGUGAGUAGAACUGCCAAAUGCAUGUCGCCUGAAACAUAUCCUUUACUGUGAGUACUCGGUAGUACUUGGUCUGCACUAAUGCGUGGUACGAGAAAUUAAAACUCGUCGACGCAUGCUUUAAUUAUAGGCCUUUUUAGUUUGAUUCGUUGUCCUUUUAUCAUGUUCGGUACAAGUUUGUGUUUUGGUAACAUGGAGGAUGACUCGUUGUCCUUUUUAUCAAACCGAGAUUGUUUUGAUGAGAUGCAUGCAGGUGGGGGGCUUUGUCACCUUUUUCCCUAUAAAAAAGAAUGGAAGAUGAGCAGUAGAAUCAGCAGGUUUCUCGUGCACUAGUUUUAGUGUAACUCUGGCCUUGUUCCUUUUAUUAUCUGUCUAUGAGACGUUUCCCUUUUUCCUAUUGAAGUAGAGCUCAACCACGAAAAAAUUGGCAUAUGGCCAAUACCAAAUAGUUGAGAACUAUGACUUCUUUGUUGUUACUAUUUUAUUCUUUGGUCAUGGCUGGUGAUAAAGUUGUACCAACGAACGAUGAGUCUCCCGGACUUAGAACUGUGCAUUCUGGCUGAACCGGGGACAAAAAAAAAAAAGGGUAGAAGAAAAAGAUGUUGCAGUGCAUGAGGCUCUUGCUGAGAUCGAGGGAGGGAUCAAUUGAGGAUGGAAGUUUAACUUGUGGAUACUCUAGCUUCAGGGGACAAAGAGUCAGCAUGGAGGACUACUGUGAUCUAAAAUCAACUAAAAUUGAUGGGCAUACAGUUCAUCUUUUUGGAAUAUUUGAUGGACAUGGUGGUUCACAUGCUGCUGAAUAUUUGAAGGAACACUUAUUUGAGAACCUCACGAGGCACCCACAAUUCAUGUCGGACACAAAACUUGCAUUAAGUGAAACAUAUAGAAAAACUGAUUCAGACUUUUUAGCUGCUGAAAGCAAUACUUCCAGAGAUGAUGGUUCUACAGCUUCUACAGCUGUUUUGAUUGGCAAGCACUUAUAUGUAGCUAAUGUUGGAGAUUCACGUGCUGUAAUAUCAAAAACAGGCAAAGCAAUUCCUCUCUCCAAUGAUCACAAGCCAAACAGAAGUGAUGAGCGCAAGAGGAUUGAGGAUGCUGGAGGUGUUGUCACGUGGACUGGCACUUGGAGAGUUGGAGGCAUAUUGGCGAUGUCACGAGCAUUUGGUAACCGCCUUUUGAAACAAUUUGUUGUGGCAGAGCCUGAGAUUCAGGAGCAAGUGGUGGAUGAAGAAUUGGAAACUCUGGUGUUGGCUAGUGACGGGCUGUGGGAUGUGGUAGCAAAUGAGGAUGCUGUCUCACUUGCGAGAGUGGAAGAGGAACCCGAGGCUGCUGCUCGGAAGUUGACGGAGACCGCCUUCUCGCGCGGCAGCGCAGACAACAUUACAUGCAUCGUGGUCAGAUUCCACCACGACAAGUUUGAGGUAGAUCAGUCUCCUUCUCCUCCUCCCAACAGCUAUUCAGGCUUGACGUCUUGAUGCAGUCUUCCCAUCCAUAUAUAUAUAUGUAUCGUUGGCUUGGUGGUGUGUACAACAUAACCUGCUCCUCGUGUGUUCCUCGAUCUCCCCUGUCAGCGGUCUAUUGGCUGAUAAUUCCUCUUCAUUUAUUUAUUUAUUUUCCAAGUUAUAGGAAAUCCCCAAAGAAGAGCGUUCUGUUCCUGUUUCAAUCUGCUCCGAAUGGUAUAACACAAUUUUAGAUUCA